AAUUGACAGAUACAAUUUUUGUUGCUGAUCUUGGCGAGAACCUUGGCUUUUGCAUGGGUGUUGUCUUAACUGCGUUUUCGACUGUUUGAUAGCUCUUCCCAUUGUUGUUAGGCAACAGCUAUCGAUCUGUUGGUUGGAAUUUGUAAUUUUUGGAUAUCAUGUCUAAAAGGAUUGCAAAAACCAGAAAAAGGCUGAGAACACAGGAAACCCAUAUUUCUACCACUUCGAGUGGUGCACAACUCUGUCAUGAAAAUGUUUGUUGCACUAAUACUAAGCAUAAGCAUCAAGCCAAAAAAAUUUCUGGAACCAGAGUUUCCAAUAGAGCUUUCAUAGUGCAGCAAGCUAGCACAAGUCAAACAACCAGAGAAGAGAUUUCAUUUGACAUUUCUGAUCAGAUGAAUAGGGGUCAAGCAUUUUAUCAGAGGAAGAGGCAAAGAAUGAUGGAACAGUAUGUGGAUUUGGGAGAUAAAAAUUAUAAGUGCAUUUAUUGUGGUGCACUUUUUUGGUUCAAAGAAUCUGUUAAAAAAGCAAAUGCAGCCAAUGAGCCUCUUUUUACUCUUUGUUGUCAACAAGGAAAGAUCAAACUUCCGAUUUCAAAGCCAACACCUCCUUUUUUAGAAAAUUUACUUGAUCCGAGUAAAGGCCCAAAAAGUUUGCUGUUUAGAGAGAAUAUCAGGGCCUAUAAUUCUAUGUUUGCAUUUACUUCAAUGGGAGCCAAAGUUGAUCACUCAAUUAACAGUGGACCAGGUCCUUACAUUUUUAAAAUUAGUGGUCAAGUUCAUCAUUUAAUGGGUUCUUUGUUACCCCUUGAAGGUGAAUGUCCAAAAUUUGCUCAGCUUUACAUAUAUGACACCCAUAAUGAAACAAUGAAUCGCCUUAAUGCUGUUAAUUGUAAAGAAAGGAAUGAAAAGCUUGAUGAAGACAUUGUUCAAGGUUUGAUUAAGAUGUUUGAUGAAUCAAAUGAAUUGGUAAAACUUUUUCGAACAGUCAGGGAUAAAUUCGAAAGGGGUUGUCUAACUUCUUUAAAACUGAGAUUGUUGGGCCGACAAGCAGAUGAUAGUAAACAAUAUGAACAACCGACAUGUGAUGAAAUUGGUGGUUUGGUUGUGGGAGAUAUAGGCCUUUUUUAUUCGAAUAGAGAUAUUGUUAUAGAGUUGAAAGCUGGAGA
This is a messenger RNA of Prunus mume (Japanese apricot), 1168 nucleotides long. The record is from RefSeq and is a predicted model, not a curated record. NCBI's taxonomy places the organism in Eukaryota, Viridiplantae, Streptophyta, Magnoliopsida, Rosales, Rosaceae.